AUUUCACCCAUCCCGCUAGAUGCUGCUUUAGCUCCGUCCCUCAUGACGCGCUCUCACUUCACCAGCUUUUUCCACUCAUUCGCCAGAGUUGAGCAGACAGAGAGACGCAGGCAGCGCCGUCUCCACAAGGACAGCAGACGAGGGGAAACAGAGGCUGAAGAUGGAGGCCUUUAAUCACAGACUGAACACAUAUAUUGACUCAUGGAUGGGUCCCAGAGAUCCUCGUGUGAGAGGAUGGUUUCUGCUGGACGACUACCCCCCCACUUUCGUCUUCACCAUCCUAUACCUCCUGAUUGUAUGGCUGGGGCCAAAGUACAUGAAGGACAGGCAGCCGUACUCCUGCAGGAGGAUCUUAGUGGUGUAUAACCUGGCUCUCACUCUACUGUCCCUCUACAUGUUUUAUGAGCUUGUGACUGCUGUGUGGCAAGGUGGAUAUAAUUUCUUCUGCCAGGGCACUCGCAGCGCGGGAGCGGCCGAUGACAAGAUCAUUCACGUCCUGUGGUGGUAUUACUUCUCCAAGCUCAUCGAGUUCAUGGACACAUUCUUCUUCAUCCUGCGGAAGAACAACCACCAGAUCACCUUCCUGCAUGUCUAUCACCACGCCACUAUGCUCAACAUCUGGUGGUUCGUCAUGAACUGGGUGCCGUGUGGCCACUCCUACUUCGGUGCCACCUUCAACAGCUUCAUCCACGUGCUUAUGUACUCCUAUUAUGGGCUCUCAGCCGUUCCUGCCAUGCGACCGUACCUUUGGUGGAAGAAGUAUAUAACUCAAGGACAGCUGGUCCAGUUUGUGUUGACCAUGUUCCAGACGUCCUGUGCUGUAGUCUGGCCGUGCGGUUUUCCGAUGGGCUGGCUGUAUUUCCAGAUCAGUUAUAUGAUUAGUCUCAUCAUUCUCUUUAUGAACUUCUACAUAAAGACAUACAAGAAGCACGGAGCAUCCCGGAAAAAGGAUUACCGGAACGGUGUUGUUGCAUCUGUGAACGGCCACACAAACGGGAUGACCCCAGCAGAGACGGUCAAGCACAGGAAGCCACGGGCAGAUUGAUGACUUCACCAAGUCGACCCUCCGAAUCCUCACAGCUCAUCCAUGUCUGUGUAACAUUACUAAGAAAGUGAUGUAGGACUUCAUAAUGCACCAGAGGAGCCCAGUAGACCCACCGUAGACACAAACAAACAGCUAAAGCCAUUUAAUCUUUAGGAGAUUCCUAACAUUACAAACCUCAACCUGUUAUUGUUCAUACUGAAUUAAGGACCAGAGGACAGAGCGGACAGAGACAGGCUGUAGACUAAAAGGAAACAGGGUCCAACUUAUAUAGAAAGACUUUUUCAGUUAAUUUACUUUCAAUUCUUGUUUAAUUGAAUGAGAUUUCAUGACCAUUUGUGUCACCACCAAGUCUUAAAUGUGUCUUAUGAAUGUCCAGUACAGUGCGAAGGUCAGAGACUACCAUUUUAUUUAUUUAAUUCCCAGCCAAAAUGGCCAAUAAAUGCAAGUAAUUUGUUUUUCAGUUUCAGGGAAAAAGCAGAAACAUAUUUAACAGAAAAAUUCCAACAUCUGAAUGUAAUUAAUAUCAAAUUAGGCUUGUUUUAUUUACGCCUUAUAUUUUUUGAAAUUCAGGUUUGGAGACUCACGUUUUUCCCCCCAGUUAUUUGUAUCUGACUUUGCCCUUAAUUAUGCCUAAAAGUUUUGGCACCCCAUCAUGCCAUGUAACCCAACCGGCACAGGGAGACUUGACUUGGACUCUCCCUGGCUCCGCCCACUUACCUCCUCUCUCACACACUUGCAGAUCAUUCCAUAGACAUUAAGUCUCCCAUAUAUAUUCCUUUGCUUUUUCCAGUUGUUGUGAAGUCUCUGUUUCCUACCUGAGGUCCAAGCCCAUUUUUAUUUGUAUUGUUUUCUUGUUCAGACCCUUUCUUAUCUCUGUUUUUUUAAGUAUGGUUCCACCUUUUCUAUUGCCUUCUUGUGUGUUGACCCCUGCCUGUUAUAUAUAAAUAAGUGUUGGGCUGCCCCUAAUAAAACCAUUUCGCAUUAGCUACAUGCUUCAGCCCCUACAUUACAACCCCUACUCAGAUGACGUUUUUUUGAUGAUUCCUGAGUUUAACAUAUUGGCAAAAAUCAAAUAGAAAUUUGGAUAUAAUAUUUAAGAUUGGAAGUUGAAUAAAUGAAGGGUGGUCUCUGACUUCUACACAGUACUGUAUAAGAAUGCUAAAGCUUAUAGGGUAUUUUGAACAGUCAAAACAAGCCCCAAUUGCAAUGUGAUGUGCAGAUAUGUAUUUUGCACUGAAAACUAUGUACACGUUACGUUGGUGCAGAGAAAAGUGAAGGAUAUAAUGAAUUGUCAGCGUCAGAUCAGUGGCAGGUAUUUAUAGCACAGUAAAUAAUAGGCUACUGAAUGUAAAUGAAUAGAAAUUGUUUGAAAUUAUUGUCUCCAGAUUGGUGAAACCAGUGUGUCGAUUAUUAGUGUGAUAUUUUUAGAUUAUUCUGUAGGUUUACACAUUUCAAAAACAUGGCCAUGUUCUCCAGUAAGUGUUGUGACUUGGCGAAGGGAACUGACCCUUCAAGGCUUAUGCACUGAAAAGGCCUGACUCAGGAGAUCGGACGUUUCAACCGAGCACAGCGGCAUGAGGUCUGAAUAUACACCAUUGUGUUUUAUAUAUUUGCUACUGAGAAGUAAAAAAUGGAUUUGACAUUUCAUAUUUCCACUCGAGACAUUUACACUCGGCCUUCAGUAGUAGACCAUCUUGCAGCUUGUGUUAAGCUUUGCAGCACUAUGCAUUAAACACUGUGGUUGUUGUUGUG
Messenger RNA from Pygocentrus nattereri (red-bellied piranha), 2797 nucleotides. RefSeq names its product ELOVL fatty acid elongase 5 (gene elovl5). The record is from RefSeq and is a predicted model, not a curated record. Gene Ontology annotation, cellular component: endoplasmic reticulum membrane; endoplasmic reticulum. Lineage: Eukaryota; Metazoa; Chordata; Actinopteri; Characiformes; Serrasalmidae. Gene Ontology annotation, biological process: very long-chain fatty acid biosynthetic process; sphingolipid biosynthetic process; fatty acid elongation, monounsaturated fatty acid. Bases 161 to 1045 code for a protein of 294 amino acids. The transcript is spliced from 8 exons. Gene Ontology annotation, molecular function: fatty acid elongase activity.